Messenger RNA from Dunckerocampus dactyliophorus (ringed pipefish), 2497 nucleotides. RefSeq names its product uracil phosphoribosyltransferase (FUR1) homolog (S. cerevisiae) (gene uprt). The transcript has 7 exons. NCBI's taxonomy places the organism in Eukaryota, Metazoa, Chordata, Actinopteri, Syngnathiformes, Syngnathidae. Bases 326 to 1102 code for a protein of 258 amino acids. The record is from RefSeq and is a predicted model, not a curated record.
AUCCGGCUUGGUCAACCGUGCUGUCACUGUCAAAGCUAGCUAAGCGAGCAUUCAUGCUACACACCGGGAUUUUAAGGCGAAUUGGCUAUAGUUUGACAUAUAAACGGCUUUGUGUGUAGAUCAAAGGUUUGUGUAUGUGGCACUAAUAUUCCAGAUGGAUUAAGUUGGGGAUUUUCCUUUUAAAGACAGGAGUCAAAGGUAAAGGUAAAACACGUUGUCUGGCUGCCCUUUGUUAAACGGCAGAUUAACGUGUGUGUAAAGUAGGUCGCCAGUGAGUUUGGGCACUUCCAGAAGAAAACUACUGCCUCCCACCACUCCACUCAGGAUGCCAUGCCACAAUCAGCAAAUGAGCAGUGUCAACACCGGCCAAGAGCACCCCAUGAAGCAAGUACGCUUUGCUACGAACAACAGCAAUGUGGCUGCAGUGUUGUCCACAAGUGAGCCAAAUGAUGCUAACAGCAGCAGGCAGCCUGUAAACCAAGACCCACUGGGACCGCAACUCAAACUGCUUCCUCUCAAUGACCAGAUCCGAGAAUUGCAGACAAUAAUUAGAGACAAGACUACCAGCAGAGGGGAUUUUGUGUUUUGUGCUGACCGACUGAUCAGACUCGUCGUGGAAGAGGGCUUGAAUCAACUGCCCUACUCUGAGUGCACUGUAACCACACCGACAGGGUACAAGUAUGAAGGAGUCAAGUUUGAGAGAGGCAACUGCGGCGUCAGUAUAAUGAGGAGUGGUGAGGCCAUGGAGCAGGGUCUGCGGGACUGCUGCCGCUCCAUUCGCAUCGGCAAAAUCCUCAUCCAAAGCGAUGAGGAGACCCAGAAAGCCAAGGUCUACUACGCCAAGUUCCCUCCAGACAUUUACAGAAGAAAAGUGCUGCUCAUGUACCCCAUCCUCAGUACAGGGAACACUGUGAUUGAAGCAGUGAGGGUGCUGAUUGAGCAUGGAGUACAGCCCAGACAUAUUAUCCUCCUCAGCCUCUUCUCCACACCUCACGGGGCCAAAUCUAUAAUCAAGGAGUUCCCAGAUAUCACCAUACUGGCAACAGAGGUUCACCCAGUGGCUCCAACACAUUUUGGACAAAGGUAUUUUGGCACGGAUUAAAUGCAGGACAGCCUGAGGAACAUGAUCUUGUAAAUGUUGGUUUGAGUUCAUUUGUCUGCUUUAUUUAAAAAAAAAAAAAAAAAGUUCUCAUGUUCUUCUUGUGCCAAAUACUCUCAAAAGGAAACCAUAUUUAUUCUGUUAAUUUUUUCUUCUGCCGUGUAUGGAAACAAACGAUGCCGAGCCAUAUCAAGAUUGUUUUAUUUUGCGUGUUACAAGUGAGGAUUUAUAUUUGUUAUCAGACAGAACACCAAAUGGAAAGUAUUUACUGACAAAGGGAAACGCCACAAUCACAUACAGUACGCCAAAGACGGUUUUCACCCUGACCGCAAGCCAGCCUUGUGCUCCACUCGCUUGUUGUGUUUAUUGUCUCAUGUUAGAAGCCCAGGUUCGUGAUGCAUACAUUGUGUGUCACAUAUCACCUUCACAUGGAGCAAAACAUACAGAUACCACCUGCAGCAGUUCAGUCUGUACAGCUGUACAUUUUAGCAAUAAAUAAACAUGAAAGUCGUCAUGUUUCUCCAUGCACAAUCCAGCCAUACCUUAGACGCAGACGACAUAGAUCAUUAGAAAUGACAUGAGUGUUUGAUACGCUCCAGCAAGUUAGGAAAACAAUGAUGAGGUCAAAAGUGUCAAACCUGGUUGUAUACAGCCCCCCCGCCCCAACUGUCAAUAAAUUGUGUAAGAAAUCCAUUUGUCUCAAUUAAGUCGUCACAACACGUUGGCAUUAAAAAUGUAAAAACGUGGAUACAAAAACACAAACGUCACAUUUUUGGUUUGGUCUGUGCUCUCAUUUGAAACGCGUGCUAAUAAAUAAGCAGUUCACUUCUCAUGGACGCACACAAAAAUAUCACUGCAACGCUGGUUCUGACCUUUUCUUUUGAAUGUUCUUAAAAAUCAGUAAAUGACACAAGACAGGAUCUACAUUACACCACAUUUCCUCAAAUUAGUGUCCAGAGGCGUUUAUUUACUUGACCGCAGAGCACGGCAGACUCAGGAGGAGUCUCUUUGAGAGGAGGCCUUUAUUUGUAAAAGUGGAGCUUGCCACAGUGAUGUCCAUCAGUCGGUCUAUGUAACAAUGGGAAUGGAAUGUAUACCAGCGGUGUCUAUUGGUGUGUCCUUUUACUCUUGGUCACUAUCAAUAAUGCAGUACAGUCGGAAGCUCCUCUUGUCACUUUUAGGACUGACAUGUGUCUGGAUGACAAUGGCGUACGCUCUGGUGAAGUUAAGUUUAAGUUUGCACUUGCUGCACACCUAUAAGACCUUGCUGAUGUGUAUUUUCCUUGCUCUGUGUUUUAUUAAUUACAGUCAGUGAUUUUUUUUUUCCAACACUGUUCUCAAGGGUUUGUUUGUCUAAAUAAAAAUAAUAAAAAUAAAUAAAUAAAAAAUCAAGACCUA